AUGGCGUGGACCAGGAUACAAGCUUGGUGUGAACAAGUUUCUGACUUUUCUGAUGACAAAUUUCGCUCUAUGCAUCACGGUAACAUGAGACCAUCCUCUAAGUUGAUGUCUGCUUCCAGCUCCGGAUUUUCUUUCAGAUAUAUGAAUGUAACUGCUGUGCCAGCUACAAUAGAUUGGCGAAAGGCGGGUGUUGUGACCCCUGUCAAAGAUCAAGGCUCAUGUGCAGUAGCAGCAACAGAAGGAAUUAAAAAACUCAAAACGGGUAAGCUAAUGUCAUUAUCAGAACAAGAGCUUGUGGACCGUGAUAUUACAAGAGAGUAUGGAGGUUGUGAUGGUGGUGACAUGGACAACGCUUUUCGAUAUAUCAUAAGAGACAAAGGACUCACAACUGAAGCUAAUUAUUCCUACAUGUCAUCACUUUUUGAUAUAUCAUAA
Molecule: messenger RNA, 435 nt
Organism: Mercurialis annua (annual mercury)
Lineage: Eukaryota; Viridiplantae; Streptophyta; Magnoliopsida; Malpighiales; Euphorbiaceae
Product: senescence-specific cysteine protease SAG39-like
Exons: 2
Coding region: 1-435 (144 amino acids)
Cellular component (GO): lysosome
Molecular function (GO): cysteine-type endopeptidase activity
Source: RefSeq, a predicted model, not a curated record